AUGGCGGACCGGAAAUCCAUCGACGUGGAAGCCGCUCCGCGUGUACAGCUCGCGAAGAAGACCAUGUGGCAGUCGAUAUUCGAGAACCCUAAAGUCCUAUUUAUUGCUUUCUUCGCCUCCCUCGGCGGUUUCGAAUAUGGAUACCAGCAGGGUGUUCUCGGCCAGUCCUUGGUCAUGACCCGCUUUACUGAGAAUUUCCCAACUGUGGUCGCAUCCUCCACGGCGACCGGGUGGCUCACAUCGAUUCUCCAAGUUGGAGGUAUCAUCGGAUCUUUGUCAGCUGGUGUCCUCGGCGAGAUCUUCUCCCGUAAAUACACCAUGUUUUUCGCGUGCUGCUGGGUCAUCCUGGGAAGUUAUCUUUACGUCGGAGCCACCUAUGGGAACCCAUCUUGUCUGUAUGCCGGCCGAUUUUUCACUGGUAUUGGCGUCGGUCUGUUCAGUGGUGUUGGCCCUCUUUACAAUGCGGAACUUGCGGCCCCAGAGAUGCGAGGUCUCUUGGUGUCGUUUUACCAAUUCGCGACUAUCCUCGGUAUCAUGAUUUCCUUCUGGGUUGGAUAUGGAAGCAACUACAUUGGUGGAACUGGUGAAACCCAAUCGAAUCUCGCUUGGCGUCUGCCCUCGAUUAUUCAGGGUAUUCCUGCUGUGUGCCUGGCCUGUGGUAUUUGGUUUAUGCCGUUUUCUCCACGUUGGCUGGUGAAACAGGGACGCGACGAGGAAGCACAGGCGACUCUGGCAUGGAUGCGCAAGGUCCCUGUUGAACAUGAGCUUGUUCAGGUUGAGUACCUGGAGAUCAAGGCUGAGGCAGUGUUUGAGAAGCGUGCAUUCGCUAAAUCCGCACCUAAGCUAGCGGAGCGUGAGCGUCAGAGCAUUUUUAUGAACCAAAUUGCCCAAUAUGCCAACUGUGUUCGCUCAAUGGAUAACUUCAAGCGCGUUGCGACUGCGUGGUUGAUCAUGUUCUUCCAACAGUGGAGCGGUAUCGAUGCUAUUAUCUACUAUGCUUCCAAUGUUUUUGUUAGUCUCGGCCUGACCGGCGGUACUAUCGCUCUGUUGGCAACUGGUGUCACCGGUGUUGUAUUCAUCAUUAGCACUAUCCCCGGCAUGUUGGUUAUCGACAAGAUCGGUCGCAAGCCUAUGCUCAUUGGCGGUUCCAUCGUCAUGUUCUCGAGCAUGGUAAUUGUCGGAGUCAUUGUGGCGAAGUUCCAACAUGACUGGCCAGGCCAUGUGGCUGCCGGUUGGACCGCAGUUGCUCUCAUUUGGCUGUAUAUUGCAGGCUUUGGUGCCACCUGGGGCCCUUGCUCGUGGACCCUUGUUUCCGAGAUCUUCCCACUCUCCAUUCGUGCCAAGGGCGCUUCUAUCGGUGCUUCUAGCAACUGGAUUAACAACUUCGCCAUUGCAUUUUUUGUACCUCCCAUGCUCCAGACCUGGCAGUGGGGUACCUACAUCUUCUUUGCCGUAUUCCUGCUUGUCGGUAUUGUGUGGGUGUGGUUCUUCCUGCCCGAAACCAAGAAUGCGACUCUGGAAGAGAUGGACCGUGUCUUCGGAAGCCACACUGGAGAGCGUGACGCGGAACUUCUCCGUGAGGCCCAGCGCGAUGUUGGCCUGCUUUCAUUCAUUGAACGAAUGGGCGGUGCUACCGGUCGCGAUUUGGAGCAAAAGGAUGGCGAGCAGUACAUCGAGGCGCUGUAG
Messenger RNA from Penicillium macrosclerotiorum, 1686 nucleotides. Its product is annotated as sugar porter family MFS transporter. Gene Ontology annotation, biological process: transmembrane transport; carbohydrate transport. The transcript has 5 exons. Lineage: Eukaryota; Fungi; Ascomycota; Eurotiomycetes; Eurotiales; Aspergillaceae. Gene Ontology annotation, cellular component: membrane. Bases 1 to 1686 code for a protein of 561 amino acids. Gene Ontology annotation, molecular function: carbohydrate:proton symporter activity. The record is from RefSeq and is a predicted model, not a curated record.